Molecule: messenger RNA, 956 nt
Organism: Ictalurus punctatus (channel catfish)
Lineage: Eukaryota; Metazoa; Chordata; Actinopteri; Siluriformes; Ictaluridae
Exons: 5
Coding region: 214-945 (243 amino acids)
Biological process (GO): response to bacterium
Source: RefSeq, a predicted model, not a curated record
GAUAAACUGAUUAAUGUACCAAAGAGGCUGGGUCUCUGUCUGAGAAUUAAAAUAGGACUAGUGAUCAGCCACUUACUGGACACUUGACAAAACAGGAUGUAGGGGCUGGCAGCUAAACAGGAACUCAAGACACAGAAGGAACAGAGAGGUUUCAAGUAAACCAAUUUAAAAAGCAGCACUAGCUUGUAGGCCUCUGUAGCAUCUCAGCAAGGAAUGGCCCAUCUCCUGGAUCUUUUUACACUACAGCUGCUGUUUGGUUUCUUUACACCGUGUCUCCUUGAGAUCACUUCAGCUGAUCAUUUAUCUGUCCGUCCUGGAAAGGACAUCACCCUGCUCUGUAACAUCACUAAUUAUUCUGAGAUAUCGUGGUAUCGACUGAGAUCUGAGGAGGUGAAGCUGCUGAUAUCUGCUGAGAAAUUAAAGCUGAAGAAAACCUUUUCCCUCAGUUAUAAUGUGAACAAGAGUCACUUUGAUAUGACAGAAAGCAGCAGUUCAGUCAGUUUAGUGAUUAUUGGAGUUAGAGAGACAGAUCUGGGAUUUUAUUUCUGUGGAGGUCGAAACGACGCAACACACAUUCAGUUUGGGAAACUCAUCAGACUGGACUUUACAGCUGAACAACAUAAUGUGUCUUGUAACUCAACUGAUGAUCGAAAUACCCAGCAGUCUACAGGAGCAGCGCUCUGGAUUAUAAUGUCUGUGUGUCUGGUCUCCAUCCUAAUAAACAUCAUCUGCAUGUGUGUGUUCUGCUGCAAAAUCAAAGGAAAGUCAGUAUUGUCACAAAACAGCUGCAGUAACACCACAGACUCCACUGAAAAGGAAGAAAAUAUUCAUUAUGCCAGCAUCCAGUACAAAAGAAGGUCCAGAGCAGCUGCUAAGAAAAACACAGCAUCAGAUUCGGACAGUGUGACCUACACAACAGUCGCCUCACAGCCUCGGAGACACUGACCAGCACAAGG